AUGGGACUCUCUCUCUCUCUCUCUCUCUCUCUCUCUCUCGCUCUCUCUCACGUGCCUGUAUAUGCAAAUGCACUGUACUCAAAGAGGAUUUCAUCCCUUCUCUAAAUCCGAGCACCCACGGCAAAUCUGCGGUCAUGGCCUCAUCCGAGGAGAAUUUACUGUCACUUGUUCAUCUGAAUGGCACAGAUGUAAACAACAUUUUUAGAACUCUCAGAGGUAAUAUUCACCAAAGAAGUCGAAUGAUGGGUCUGCAACAACGCUGGCAGGAGCUGAAGAACAGAGAGAGUGCUGCCCGACAUCACAACCAGCAGCUGCUGCAGCAGUUUAACAGGGCUCAAGACACACUAAGAGAGAUGAUGGCCACCACCGCUGCCAUGAAGACGAUUCGGAUGGAGUAUGAGCUGUUUCUGGAAGGGAGCUAUCCCUACAGGCAGAAGCAAGUCAAAGAGAAAGCACAACUUUAUCACAGGAAGAGGAUAGAAGACUAUUCAAAGAUGUGUUUGAAUAGAGAAGAAGAAAAAGCGUCGUCGUCUUCUCUUGGAAAACCUUUACGUUCACAUUGUUAUAGUGGACAGACACAGAAAGAUGCUGCUACACAAGCAUACAAUUGCCAUGGGGGUUCUUGUCCUCCCUACAUGGACUGGCUUUCUUCUCAUUCCUAUUCAGACCGGACUGCCACAGCUUCCGUAUUCCCUCCAACUUUACUUCCAUGUCCUCAGAGUUUCCAGCUCCAGCACCUCAUUACCACUCCAUCACACCUCCAAUGCAAGCCCAGUCAAAACGCAUCAAGUGGGACUCGCAGUCAGGCCAAGAGCCCCCAGUCAUCUGCGGUGUCUGAUGGGGAAGACACCGAAAUAAGAAGAAAGAGUAGUCAUUUAACCCAGGAGCUGGAUUAUAAACCAGUCCGCCUGUCCAGUUACCGUGUUGAAAAUGGAGAGAGCAGCAGCACAGAGUCCAGACAGGUGAAGAGUAAGAAGAAGAGGAGGAAAACAAACACCUCAUCGGACAGAGACAGAAGCAGCUCAAGGGAAUCAUCAAAGAGUUACGCAGCUGCAGUGGCACAGACAUCUGAGAGCGAAGCCUCGUCAUACACAGGAAGCACCAGCAGGAGCAUGAGGAGGAACAUAGAUAGACUCGUCCCUGGAUUACCGCUGAAGGCAAAGAAUGAAACUGCAGACGAAGAAAGGCAAAGGAGUCGUUCUUUCAGUGAAUCCCAUAGUGAAGAUACGGCAAGUCAGAGUCCUUUGAACCAAUCAGAGAGCAGCAUUGGGCACAGUUCACCAUCCCAGUCAGACGAGUCAAGUGGUGGAAGUGACAUAGCUGUGAAAGGGAAAGAUAAUGAAGUGGAAGAGGCAGAGAGCAAAAGUGUUGGAAGUGAAGAAGAGAGCAACAUGGAGGAGGACAGUGAAGAUGAAGCAAUAUCAUCAGAGGAUGCGAGGGACAACAAACCAGAUAAAGACCAAGGAUGUGACAACAUCUCAGACAAGCUGAGCAGUGAGAAUAAGAAACAGGAUUUGGGUUUGUCCCAGGAUGAACAUGAAGACGAGGACGAGGGGGAUUAUGAGGAGGGAGAUGAGUUGGAUGCAGAAGAGCAAAACAGUGAAGCAGAAGAGGAAAAUGCAGAACAUGAGUUACGUGCGGAAGUGGAAAGUGGUGAGGCAGAAGAGGAAGAUGCAGAUGACAUCAUUUCACCCCAGCAGAGAAAACCCAGGGUGCACUUUACGCCACAAAAGGGUUCUGACAAUGACGGCAAGGUGGUAAGCAGAAUCGGAACUUCUGAGGACUCAAGUGAACUCGGCGAUGAUGACAUUGAGGAUCUCCUUGCACCUCAACCUCAGACGACCAUAAGAAGAAACGAACAUGAAGCAGUCAAGGAACCCAAAGGCACCACUACCACAGUGGUUUGCAACGUGGGAAUUUUCCAAGUUGACCAGCAAUGCGACUCAGAUGAGUCUGACAAUUUUUAUGACUGACUACUAUUUAUUAUAAACCUAACUACCUCAUACUACUACAAGGAGUACAGGUACUUAAGUAUGGGAAUCCCCUUUUGUUCCUGUGGAAGGAAAUGGCAUCAGUCAUUUUUUUUUUGUUUGUUUGCAUUGAAAUUCUGAAGUUGUCCAGUGGGAAUUUUAAAGAGAUUUCAAUCUGUGAGAAUAGAAACUUGAAUUUCCUGUACUUUGAAAUAACAUGCUGAUUGGACAAGCGUGUGGAUAUUGCAACAUUAGCUACUUUGCCUAUGUUUUCGGUAGUUUAUAGUGCUACACGAAAAUAUUCACAUUCCUUUUCCUUUGUUUUCCACAUUUUGCUAUGUGAGAGUUUAAGAAAACUAUAAAAUAUCGCACAAUGACAAGGUAAAAACCUUUUCAGAUAUUUGUGUACAUUUAUAAAAAAACGUAAACAUUCAAACAAUAUGUACCGAAGUAUUCACACCCUAUACUAUGACACAUUGCAGUAUUUGGAAUGGCACACAACUGCAUAUAAAAAGGUCUCAGUUGGCAGCACAGAGAGCAGAAACCAAUUAAGUUUAAGGAAGUGUCUGCAGACCUCCCAGAUCGUAUUGUGUUAAGGCACAAAUCUGGGGAAGGAUACAAACAAAUUUCAGCACCAUUGAAAGUCUUGAAGAACACUGUGGUCUUGAUUAUUCAAAAAUAAAACACGUUUGGAACCACUGGGACCCUUCCUAUAUUUGGCAAUUCGACCAAGCUGAGUAACCGGGGGAAAAGGGCUUUGGUUCCUUUGAGAACUACCAUUUCAUUUCCACAUCACGUUCCAACUAUAUUUAAUUGAACACACUACAAAGAUGGGAUAUUUAAUUUUCAAACUGAAAGUUUGUUUUCAGCAAAUAGUCAUUAACUCUUGAGUUUUUGGGGCUGCAACACGUUCCAAAAAGGCUGGGACAGGUUUAAAAAUAGAGAUGAAAGUGGACUUUCGUGAAAAUGCCUGAAAAUACAAAUGUGAGUACUAGGGGAUCCGGGGACAUCCGCCCCCGUGAAAUUUUUGAAAAAAAUUGAUGGCUGUAGUGCAUUCUGGUGAUAUCUGUUAACAAAAUUCAAACAAAAAUUGAAACUAAAAUUUCAAAGU
Molecule: messenger RNA, 3081 nt
Organism: Syngnathoides biaculeatus (alligator pipefish)
Lineage: Eukaryota; Metazoa; Chordata; Actinopteri; Syngnathiformes; Syngnathidae
Product: high mobility group nucleosome-binding domain-containing protein 5-like
Exons: 10
Coding region: 135-1973 (612 amino acids)
Source: RefSeq, a predicted model, not a curated record